This is a messenger RNA of Heterocephalus glaber (naked mole-rat), 9291 nucleotides long. RefSeq names its product FER tyrosine kinase (gene Fer). Gene Ontology annotation, molecular function: non-membrane spanning protein tyrosine kinase activity; ATP binding. Lineage: Eukaryota; Metazoa; Chordata; Mammalia; Rodentia; Bathyergidae. Gene Ontology annotation, biological process: peptidyl-tyrosine phosphorylation. The record is from RefSeq and is a predicted model, not a curated record.
UCCGUGACGCGGGGUGGCGACUGGCUCCAGUGUCUGAGGGGCUCCUGCUUGUCAGGUUCUAGGGAACAGUUCUGACUCCUUGAAUUUCUUCUUGCAGCUCAUACUUUUUGGCUAGACCUAUGGUCAUUCCUGUGAGACUUCACUGCACGUUUUCUCAAGUGUCUUCUUCAUCCCUAAUGUGUAUAUAUCUCAACAUGGACCUGCUACUUUAGCUAAGACACAGCCAGCAAUGAAUAGUAAGAUAUGUGCUGAUUAGAAGGCUCACCUGUGCAGUGUGGAGGAUAAGCAGUGCCUUACAAAGAUGGGGUUUGGGAGUGACCUGAAGAAUUCGCAUGAAGCUGUGUUAAAAUUGCAAGACUGGGAAUUACGAUUACUGGAAACAGUGAAAAAAUUUAUGGCUCUGAGAAUAAAAAGUGAUAAAGAAUAUGCAUCUACUUUACAGAACCUUUGUAAUCAAGUUGAUAAAGAAAGUCCUCUCCAAAUGAAUUAUGUCAGCAAUGUAUCCAAGUCUUGGCUACUUAUGAUUCAGCACACCGAACAACUUAGUAGGAUAAUGAAGACACAUGCAGAGGACCUAAACUCUGGACCCUUACAUAGGCUCACCAUGAUGAUCAAGGACAAGCAACAGGUGAAGAAGAGUUAUAUAGGUGUUCAUCAGCAAAUAGAAGCAGAAAUGAUCAAGGUUACAAAAACAGAAUUGGAGAAAUUAAAAUCUAGCUAUCGACAGUUAAUAAAAGAAAUGAAUUCUGCCAAAGAGAAAUACAAAGAAGCUUUAGCUAAAGGGAAGGAAACAGAAAAGGCCAAGGAACGUUAUGACAAAGCCACAAUGAAACUUCAUAUGUUGCAUAAUCAGUAUGUGCUGGCAUUGAAAGGGGCUCAACUUCAUCAAACUCAGUAUUAUGAUACCACACUUCCUCUUCUUCUGGAUUCCUUACAAAAAAUGCAAGAAGAAAUGAUAAAAGCACUAAAAGGUAUAUUUGAUGAAUACAGCCAGAUAACCAGUCUUGUUACAGAGGAAAUAGUAAAUGUUCAUCAAGAAAUUCAAAUGUCAGUCGAACAGAUAGAUCCUAGCACAGAAUACAAUAAUUUCAUAGACAUUCAUCGAACAACAGCUGUUAAAGAACAAGAAAUUGUUUUUGACACUUCCUUAUUAGAAGAAAAUGAAAAUCUUCAGGCAAAUGAGAUCAUGUGGAAUAAUUUAACAGCAGAAAGUUUGCAAAUAAUGUUGAAAAAUUUAGCAGAAGAACUUAUGCAGACACAGCAGAUGCUUGUAAAUAAAGAGGAGGCUGUCCUGGAGCUAGAGAAGAGAAUUGAAGAGUCUUCUAAGUCCUGUAUAAACAAGUCUGAUAUUGUGCUGCUGUUAAGCCAAAAACAAACACUUGAAGAGUUGAAACAAUCAGUCCAGCAGCUGAGAUGUACUGAGGCAAAGUUUGCAGCACAGAAAGAGUUAUUAGAGCAAAAAGUGCAAGAAAAUGAUGGAAAAGAGCCACCUCCAGUAGUAAAUUAUGAAGAAGAUGCACGAUCUGUUACAUCUAUGGAAAGAAAGGAGAGACUAUCCAAAUUUGAGUCUAUUCGUCAUUCAAUUGCUGGAAUAAUUAGGUCUCCAAAAUCUGCACUGGGCUCUCCAUCAUUCUCUGACGUGAUCACCGUGAGUGAGAAGCCCCUGGCGGACCAUGACUGGUACCAUGGUGCAAUUCCCAGAAUAGAAGCCCAAGAACUGUUAAAACAACAAGGAGACUUCUUGGUGCGAGAGAGUCAUGGGAAACCUGGUGAAUAUGUCCUUUCUGUAUAUUCUGAUGGACAAAGGAGACACUUUAUCAUACAAUUUGUUGAUAAUCUGUAUCGAUUUGAGGGCACUGGAUUUUCAAGCAUCCCUCAACUUAUAGAUCAUCACUAUACAACAAAACAAGUCAUCACUAAGAAAUCAGGUGUAGUUCUCCUGAAUCCUAUUCCUAAGGAUAAGAAAUGGAUUCUCAACCAUGAAGAUGUCACAUUGGGAGAAUUACUGGGCAAGGGAAAUUUUGGUGAAGUAUAUAAGGGCAUAUUAAAGGAUAAAACUGCUGUUGCUGUUAAAACAUGUAAAGAAGAUCUUCCUCAGGAAUUGAAAAUAAAAUUUUUACAAGAAGCCAAAAUUCUCAAGCAAUAUGAUCAUCCUAAUAUUGUCAAACUUAUAGGAGUUUGCACACAAAGACAGCCUGUCUAUAUCAUUAUGGAACUGGUUCCAGGAGGUGAUUUCCUAUCCUUUCUGAGAAAGAAGAAAGAUGAAUUAAAACUCCAACAAUUAGUGACAUUUUCCUUAGAUGCUGCUGCUGGUAUGUUUUAUCUCGAGAGUAAAAACUGUAUACACAGGGACCUUGCUGCAAGAAACUGCCUGGUAGGUGAAAAUAAUGUUCUAAAAAUCAGUGACUUUGGAAUGUCUCGUCAAGAAGAUGGUGGUGUGUAUUCAUCUUCUGGCUUAAAGCAGAUUCCCAUUAAAUGGACCGCACCAGAAGCUCUUAAUUAUGGGAGAUACAGCUCUGAGAGUGACGUGUGGAGCUUUGGCAUCCUCCUCUGGGAGACCUUCAGCUUAGGGAUCUGUCCAUACCCUGGCAUGACAAAUCAGCAAGCGCGGGAGCAAGUGGAGAGAGGAUACCGGAUGUCAGCACCUCAGCAAUGUCCAGAGGAUAUCUCUAAAAUUAUGAUGAAGUGUUGGGAUUAUAAGCCUGAAAAUCGCCCUAAAUUCAGUGAUCUUGUGAGAGAGCUCGAUAUCAUCAAAAGGAAAAUCACAUAGUCACAGAAGAGUGCCAAGCUUGCCUUCAGGACUCUGUACUCCAGCAGAAUAAUAUUGUUCUCCUUAACAAUGAGUUUAUACCACGUUACCUGCAACCAUCUUCUAAGGUUAUUUUUUUAUUAACUGGGGUUUUAAAAAAUAUGUUCCACUUUAAAAUACGUCAAGGUCAAAUUUAUUCAAGAAAUAGUCCCACCAAGGGCUUUACGCUCAGUCCUACCAUUUCAGGCCACUGUAAAUAGGAAAGCACAGGUUCUAAAUGUGUGAAGGAUAAAAAUAUCCAUCUUUGUUACAUGUAGGACCACUGAUAUUUCUCAAAGGUUUUCUACUUCAGGCACAGUUCUCAGGCUGCUGUCUUUUGCCAUAGACCUACUCAGUUGGUGCUAUAAACGGCAUUGGUAAUGUGUGUUUGCAGGAGACAUUCCAACCACAGUUGGUUUUCUGCUCUGCCAAGGGAUUAUAACCUUAAAUAUAGUCUUGUUAUAAUCUUGUAUUGGAAAUUACUUGGAUCUCCCAAGGUCCUUUUUUUCUUUUUGGCCAGAAACAAGCCCAGUAAGAACCAUCUUGCCCUUGCAUUAUUGAAGUUGUUGUUGUCCUCCUCCUUGGUCUGAGCAUCAGAAAAUGAUUCAUGCAAUGUCCUCAAAGAAUACAUGGUUAACACAUGGUUAGAGUUUAGGCAGCUGCUUUUAAAGGAUGUUACAGAGAGCUGGACAGCAAAAACCAGGUGUGACCAGAAGGGCCAUCUGGGAGAAAGAGCAGGCAGAGUGGUCAUCAAAGUAGAGAAUAGAGACAUAAUUCUGCCUUCUUACCAGACUUGCUCCUUUGUAAACACAUGCACAUAUACCUAUCCCUUUUCUGUUUUCUGCAUUUAUCCAGAAGGUCCGAAGAAAUUUCAGGAUUUCAUAGAUAGAAUCCCUCUUAAUGGCAACAACCCCCAAAAGUUCUUUUAGAGACACUACAAGUCCACAGAAUAAUGGCAUACUGCUGGUUAAGUAUCUUCAUUGUAGAGGAGGUACCCCAGAAUGUAAUUCCCUUCAUUUUGACCAGAGCUGUCAUACCCGAUUCUGGUUCACAAACACAUUCAUGUGUGUCGGCACACACACACACCUAAACAAGGCAGGAAUCUAUGAAAUAGAUGGUUCAGGAGUCAAGUGAAUGUUAAUGAGAACAAAACCUAGGAAUGGCCCUCCUGUUUGCACUUUUCCCCUUCAUUUACCCUCAUACUGCUCCCUGGAAGUCUUUAUCAAUAGCUGACAGGUAUGCAAGCACAGUGCUUAAGAUGUCUUAUGUGGAUAAAAUGUAACACAGAGUUGAGACUAGGAUUCUGUUGCAGUAAAUCUUAGCUGCAUGCAAGGAAUUUACCCCAUGAUCUAUAUACAGUUGCCUCUUAGGACAAAUACCUCUGUAGGAGAUGGUCAUGCUCAGCAGUAAAUGUGACUCAGAUAAACAUCACUUUAGUGCUUUGGUCUGUGUUCACUGGAAGAACUUAAGGGAUAGAAAGUUCCUCCUGCCCUCUGCAGCUGUUUGCUGCAUGUGAAUAUCAUUGUUUAGAACUCACACCAACACUUAGGAAGGGUACAAAUGGGAUAUCGAAAAGAAAAAUGGCUUGUGUCUAUCAUUUUAAUCUCUUUGCAAAUUUGGUACACAUUUACUGAUUAAUGCAUUCAGACUAAAAUGAACGCAUAAUAAACUUGCCCUCAAAAGUAUAUUGCAACACAUAAAGCAACUUCUUUUAAUCAGUGUGGUUCUCCGCUAGGUCAAAUAUUGUAAAGAAGUGGAAAUGUCUUUUGAUAGCAUAUACCAUAGUAAAUCAAAGCACAGACUCGUGAAUUAAGAUUAAGUGCCAGCCUUCAAAUGUACUAAGAGAAGGGUUCUCCUACUACUUUCAGUAUUUCCAGGUGAAUCUGUUUGUAAUAUUCUUUGUUUGUUAAAAAGAAGAAAGCCUCUCAUCACUUCGCGACCUCAGCACUAAGCUCUGAGUACAGAGAACGAAUGAUGGUUUGGGCUUUAAUUUUGUGAACAAGACCUGAAGUUCAAUCUUUGCAUUCUGGUAUAAAGAGUGGCAUUGAUAUUUCACUCAUCCAGGCUGUUAGAAUUUGCAAUUCACAUCAUAACUCUGUGCUUAAAUUACAAAAGCUUUUCAAAACAUCAUGACAUCUGCAGCAUUUAAAUUUUAUUUUAUUCUUUGUCCUAAAGCAAGCAGUGGUACAGUUCAAGAUUAACAACUCAUUGGGAGUCUUUCAGGAUAUCAGUUUUAUAGAAUGUUAAAUUUAAUAUAGGCACAUGCAUUAAGAAAAGCUUAUGCAAAUUAUUUUUACUGUUAAUUUUGUCAUGCUUGAAGCAUAAUUUAUUCAUCCCUUCUGUCACUGAUAAUUAUUAGAAUUAUGUACCUUAGGAGGCUAAUCCUUACCCAAAAAGCACACAUGUAAAUACUAAUUUGAAUUUGCAAGUUGAUGUAGGGAAAGGAGACUUCAGAACUGCACAAAAUCCCAUGCCUUGUUUAGUAAAAAACAAUUGCAACCAACCAAAUUGCCGUUAGUCUGGAUAUAAUUAAGUCCAGUCACAAAUCUUUGUGUUAUUAAUGGAUUAUCCAAGAGUAUAUCACUAGAGUAUAGCUCCACUCAUAAUUACUUGAAUGGCUGAGGGGGGUCACUCAGGCAGUCUGACUUUCACCUGCAUUUUUCUACCUUGAGCCUUUAUGAGACAUACUUAAGUAGUUCAUUUCUUUAAGGAAAUAACUUUUUAAUGUCAAAUAUGCAUUACUAGUUUUUUAUUCCAUGUAAUCUAAGGUAACUUCCCAAAGCCAACAUAAUCUUUUUCUCCCAGGAAAAUAAUAAAAAACACUAUCAGGUUUUGUUGAAACUUUCAGAAACUGAGGCUCUAUUUCAGUUCAUCCUGCUACAAGGUUCCCAGUAAAAAGUCUCAUGUAAUUGUUUCUCUUUUAUCUCCCAAAUUUAAUAUGAGUAAUAAAGUUCCUCAUCUAUACUUGACCGUUUUCUCACAAAUACAGUGAUACUGAAAUAUUUACUAGCAGAUCAGUAUAACCCAGGAGCCUAAUUGUAUUGUUUUUUACCUUAGGGUUAUUUAGGAAAGAAAACAAAAUGUCUUGUCAUUGAAAUAGUUUUAAUUUUUUUAAGCCACAAUAUAGUUUUUCCUAUCUGUUUCAAUUUUAUCAUACAGUUUUAUAAAGUUUGGCUAGUACCACUCAAAUAUGACUUUAUAAUACCGGUGUAAGAAUGUGUCAAGAACAAAGUGUUUUAUAGUACAUGCCACACACUGAGGAACUUGUAGCAGGAUAAACAAAACUCAGAAUACACAAAUAUGGAUCUGUAUUGUACAUCACUGUUGUUCAGAAUUCUCUCAGUCAAACCACUUUAUAAUUUUUUUGAGUAUCAGAUGCUUUAAGAGUGUUAGCUGAUACUUAUUUUAUGUACUGUUUUGAGGCCAUGUGUCAUUUGAAGUAAGAUUAAUUGGUAUCUUCUGAGAAGGGCUAUUUGCCUCAGGGCCUUCUUUUUACACACACUCCUUUUAUAGCACUGCUGAUAUUUCAGAUGUUUCUUAUCAACAGAACUGGCUGUCUCUAAGUAGUGUUCUGGGUCAGGAAAAGACUUUUGUGUUAGGUCAGGCCCCUUACAUAAAACAGGACUCUAAAAAGAACAACAAAGAGAUUGAAAAAGACAUGUUUUCUUUAUGUGUUAAUACCUGAAUUAAAUGGAAUCAGAUUUUAUAUGAAAAUGAGUUUUUCCAUUUUACUAUAAAGUUAGCAUGAAAGUUUACCAUUAAAAGAAAGUGUUACCUCUUCUAUUACUGAUUUGCUUAUACAUAUCAGAAUUGUUUUAUUAAAUAAUUUAUUUUUCUCUGUUUUGAUUAGUUUCAUAUCAACUCUGAACACUAUAUUAUUUGGGAGAAUCCAGAACUACAUAUUUAUUUCUGCAAAGGAAGACAUUGAUUUAAAAAGUCAAGAUUUCUUGUACCAAGAUUACCUACUUAAAGGAGUUAUUGGCACAGAUUUAAAGUCUCAUAAAAUUCUCAUUUAAAAAAUAGUACUGUAACAGAGAAAGUAUAUAAACUGUUUCUUAGCCAUAAUUCAAUGUUAAACAUUUAGUACCCUCUGAAAUCCACCCCACUGAGUUACAAUGAUUCAGAGAUUAAAUUCUCAAUUGUUAGAAAUAUAGGCAUUAAGAAUCUCUUAGCUACCUAAUAAGGACUGAGAUUCGUCAACAGUAGAAAAGUCCUGCUACGUUAUGUUCUUACUCACUUUAAACUGCACAGAAGUAAUGAGCGUGGGCCUUAGUGCAUCUAUUAAUAAGAUAUGGAGGCAAGAUUGUACAAAGGCAAAAGAGGGAAGAACCAGUUCCUCUAAGCAAGAUGGGGCAGUCUACAGAGAAUGUGGAAAAAUUAAAAUGGAACAAAGAUUUGGACAGUAUCACUUUGAAGCCAGGUUCUUUUCUAUAGAAAAUAAGAUCACUGGAGCCAAAAGUGGCAAGGUGUCACCUACUAGUCAGUGUGUGGCCCUUUGCAGGAGCAAACCAAAUAACCUGUCCCUUGUCUGAGGAGUAGGUUUACAUCCCCAGCUCAGAGAUACUGCUGCUCUGGGUGACAUUUCCACUCAUUGUCCCCCCCACUUAGUGGAUCUGGUCAUACAUGUUUGCAGAGUACCCAAAGUCUCUUUACAUUUGCAUUAGUUAUAUUCAGUAGUUCUUAAACUAAGAUCACUGGGUAUUCAUACUCUACUAGAAAUUUUUGUUUGCUGUGAACUUAACAUGUGCUAAAUUCUUCUACUUGAAAAGCCCACUUCACAUUUUGACUAAUGUUAACUAAAUGGUUCCUCCUAUAGUUAUGCACAGGGCGACCUUACAGUGUUGAGCUGUACUCUAAGGAAACAGAAUUCAUCAGGGAUAUGGGAAAAUACCAAUUACGUACCCGUAAUUGAGGUUACAUUUGAAGGAAGAGAAUCUUAGAAACAUUCUAUAGCCAAUCAGAAUGCAGCAUGGAUAAAGUAAGACACAGAAGGGCAGAGAAAGACAUCCAGAAAGGAAGCUUUAGAGGAGAUGAAGGACAAAGCACCAAUGCAGAAUGACUCAAAGGCUAACCUUCCAACAAAUAAGUGCAGUACUAAGGUAAGCUGCUUCUCCAGAAGGGGAUUUGAGGAGCUUCCUACUGCACGUUAUUAAGUAUUGCAUGCCUCUCAACUCUCUACAGUACUUUCCUGAAGGGCACUACACUGGGUAAUGGUUUGAUUUUCUUAUGCUCCCUAUCAUCUAUGUAAGUAGCUGCUAUUGAAUCAGAGUGGUCUUUGCUCUGUUUUUCUGUAAGGUUGCAGUGAUGGUGCUGCAGCCCUUCCUAAGAAGUUAGUUGCUGAAUAACAGUACACAUAUGUCUAGGGUGGCCAACACUGUUGGAAAAUUCCUGUGAAAAUUCUUUUAUUUCAUUUUAUUAAUGCUGUCCUUGUGGUAUAACAGAUUUAGUUGCCCUUCUUAACAGCAAACUUGUAAGAACCCAAAAUGAAAAUAUUUGAGACUCAUUCUGAAUUCAGAUCUUAACAUUUCUAAAUUAUCUUCCCAAAUGUUACCAUUGAGGCCAACAUGCAAGUGUUCUGCAGAGUAGUAAAGUUUUAAAUGAUAAUAAUGACCCCAGUAGCAGAAUUUUGUUCUCCCUCAGUUUUAUUCUUUCAUGUCAGGUGCACAGAACACUGGGAGGUGCUAAUUUUUCUGGUAUUUGUUUUCUUUACUUCUAGUUAGUAUUUCCUUUCCUCAUCAGUUUCCUAAUCUUUUGCUCUGAAUAAAUAAAAAAGCCAUUAUCAGCAGCUUGUAUCGAAUAACCUCAUAAAUAGCCUCAACUAAAGUUUCUUCUCCUCAGGUGCUCAGGGGCCCCCUGCCUUACAGGGACCUCUCAGGCAUCUACUCACCAAGGCUGCUUGUGCACUCAGUAUGUGACUGCCUUCACGUUUCACGCAGCUGAACAUACAAAGAUCUUGUUGUGGCCUUGCUGCAGAGAUAGGAUGAGUAGGUGCCAGAUUUGUUAUAUGAAUGGCACUAUUAGUAGAGGCUUUGGGACAUGCAAGACUACUGUGGAGAUGUGUCCAGGGAAAGCAGCCUGAUGUCUUGGCCAAUUAAACCAAGUGACUUUCUACCCACCCCAGAGCAGUGCUAAAACUCUAAUUACCUUAACCCCCUGAGCAUACUCAAUUUUUCCACUUCAUUAUUUUAUGCCAACAUCUUUUUAUUAUUUCCUUCACACUUUCCUUAUAACCAAAUGUUUGAAAGUAUUUCAUUUAUGCAGUGUUAAAUGAUUUUUCAUAGCAUCAAUAAAGAGAGGAGCAAAUCUUAAGUCCAAAACAAGCCAAUCUACCUUAUUCAACAGACCCCAAAGCACCAUUGUAUUACAUCAGCAGCUCUGCUCUACAGUUCCCCCCCAAAACAGUGCCUUCCUGAAAAGCCAGACAUCACACCUUUUACCUAUCUGUUGGGAAUGUCUUUAGUACCAGAGUAAGGACGUUCUAAAUGCCACCCAUAGUAGACUAU